GAGGAGGAGGAGGAGAAGGAGGACGAGUUUAGACGGCGGUGUUGUUGGUGGCGCUGGUGGUGGCCGUGUAAAUGCAUUAAGAAUCAGAUUCAAGGUUAGGGUUGGAGCGAGCGAGAGGGUAUGAUGGCUAAACCUUGUGUUGGACGGACCAUGAUUGAUGGAGCCCGAGGUUAAAAGUAUAAGUGGAUUCUUUUAUUACUACCACUACUACUACUACAACUACCACUGGAAGUAAAGGAAAAACGGGAGAAAAAAAACAAAAAAACAAAAAACAAAAAAAUACUGCCCAUAACCACUUCAUAGUUUAUGGUGAGCACGAGUGAAGUGAAUCGCGGAUGUUGCUUCAUGCCGAGUUCUUGGAUUCAAAAUGUCAUCUUCGGUGAAGAUCCUACUGGCCAUCAUAGGCUUUGUGCUGUUCGUAGCCGCAGUGUGUACCACUGUGGUGCUUAUCCAGAUGCUGGGGAACCAGCCUGCCGCCCCUAAUGCCGCCUUGACCACUGUCCAGCCGGACACUGAGCUGUCACCAGAGGCAUCUCCCCACACUAGCAACAAGAGUCACCAUAGCAACAGCAGCACUAGCAACAGCAGCGGUGCUGCGAUUGUCAAUGACAGGUUGAUGUCACAACCGGUAGUAGAGCCAGAUUUAGCGACCAAAUCGAAUAUUCAAAUUGGCAACGAUGUAAUACUUGGAAAUGACAUGAAGAAAAAGCACAAUAACACUUAUCAUAAAAGAAAUAAUAAUACAAAAAACAACACAGAUGUUACCAUCAAGUCAAGAGAAGAAAUAAACAGCACUGGCUUUGACAGAAUCGUUAAAGAAAAUUCUAGUACAGAAGACCAAGCAGAUAACAGUUUAUCUGAAAAUAGCGGUUUUGACUCUAGAAAAACCACAGGUGAACCGCAAACAAAAAUAGAAUCGUACGUUGUGGAAACCCAUACCGACCUAUCUCUAAGUCCCUCAACAGCUGGCGUGGCAACUGUAAUAUCAAACAGAAGUGAGGUUAGACGAGGAUCAGUAUUGUAUCCAGACGAAUCAUCUUUCCAACAAAACACCAACGAUGACAAUGAAGAGGACAUCGACAAUACUGUUCAUACGGUGAAUUAUAACGAAAACUUAAAUGAAAUUAACGACCGUCUCCGGCCCUCUCACCGAGAUUCUGAAGGUAGAAAAAGAACCAACGUCGUUGCAACACUUCCCGAGAAUAACCUUCCUUCAGAGACACCUGAUACGGAAGAGAUCAGACGUAUCCCUGUCUUCACUAGCAAGGCAAAAGGCAAAGACGACAGAAAAAAGAAACGCAACAGACACAAAAGUAAAAAGAAACUCAAUCGGCUAAAAGUAAAGCCUACGAUUGGACCGUCUCGAAAACAAAACCCCACUAGUGCCGUGCGCCCUGAAGAAAGUAGUCGAAAAACAACAACGUCAAAACCAGUUUAUUCCAGGGUCAACGAUCGGUAUGGAGUUGGUUUGCAGCAAUCGAAACAUGUAGUGCGUCCCGAAAAAAGUAGUCGACAAACGACAACGUCGAAACCAGUGUAUUCCAGUGUCAAUAAUCGGUAUGGCGCUGAUUUGCAACAACCAAAACCUGCCUUCCAAGAAGGCUUGGUUCGACCUGGUGCUGUCGGGGAAGAAGAAGGAAAGGAUAACAAUAACCCAUUAGGCAGAGGUUUACAAGACAAACAGACAAGUGGUCUGUUGUUAACAAAGCCUAAACAGAAUAUUGUCGAUCGCGAUGGACAGUAUGAACAACACUUCGUGACUUUGUUGCAAACUGACGUAUCAUCAACAGCAUUUCCAACGAUUGAAACGGCUCGACGUAAGACACUCCACAGAAAAAACAGCAGUGCCAGAGGCCGCAACAGAGUCAUCAGCAUUACUAACAGCAGCAGCAGCAGCAGCAGCAGCAGCAGCAGCAGCAGCAGCAGCAGCAGCAGUAGCAAGAACAGCAGAACCGAGAGCAGUUUGAGCAGUGGCAGUACCAACAGUAUGAUCAUCGACGGUCCGGACAGUGGAAACAGGCUUAGUCAGAGCAGACACAGGGGAAGAACAAACGACAGCAAGAACAGCACCAGUCGGGACAGCAUCAGUCGAUACAACAGCAACAAAAAAAGAACAGAGUACAGAAUCAACAGCGAUAGGGACAACAAUAACAAGAGCAGCAGCAGCAGCAGCAGUGACAGCGACAGCAACAGCAGCAGGAGCAGCAGCAGCAACAACAACAACAGUGGACCUAGAAGCAACAGCAGAACCAGCGGCAGCAGGAACGUUAGCAGCACAGAGAGCAACAUUAAAGUCAGUAACAGCAAAAACAGCGAUAGGAGAAUCAGUAACAACAGAAACAGCGAUAGGAGAAUCAGUAACAACAGAAACAGCGAUAGGAGACUGAGUAACAACAGAAAUAGCGAUAGAAGAAUCAGUCACAGAAGAAACAACGAUAGCAGAACCAGUAACAACAGAAACAGCGAUAGCAGACUCACUAACAAUAGGAACAACGAUAGUAGACUCGGUAACAACAGAGGCAGCGAUAGGAGAAAUAAUAACAGUAGGAACAGCAACACCAGACACAUAAACAUUGAAAACAGCAACAUCGGAAACGGUAACAACAGAACCAACAAUCGCAAAAUCGUUGACAGCAAGAACAACAGUAGCGGUAUCAGUAGGAGCAGAAACAUCAACAUCAGAUUUAACAAGAGCAGAAAAAAUAACAACAGAAACACUGAUGGUGGUCGGAAAAAGACAAAUCCGAACAGCAACGACGACAAACUACAAAUUGAUAACAACAACAACAACAACAACAACAACAACAACAACAACAACAACAACAACAACAAUGGUGAGAUUAACAACAGAGAUAGUAUUCGCGAUAAGAUCAAAGUUCAGCGAAAGUACGCUAUAGACGUGCCUUACCAUCGGAGACGACCGUGGAGAAAGGCCUCCAAAAAGAAGGGCGACGUUAUUUCCAGACUGGAUGUCUCCUAUCUGCCCCCGUCACCGCUUCAUGAUGAUGUCGCAGUUCUACAGACAGACUCGUUGCCGACCAACCCGCUGUAUAUGCCAGAGGUGGGGAACGGCCACUUGGCCACUGUCAUACAGAGCGACACCCUCUACAUGAACGGACUCUACAAUGGGAAGAGCAUCGCCAGCCACAGGGCCAGAGUUCUAUCCUCGGCUGGCUACCUGGUGAAGUCGGUGGCCCCUUCAGGAUUGAAGCGGACGUACAGUUUAGACUUGGGCAGAGGAUUAUUUACCGAGUCCUAUGAAGGUAGAGGAGUCAGCAUUUUAUUGAGAACCUACGCCCACCGCAUAGUGACCAGAGCGCUGGUGGUCGAACUUGUAAUGGUUAGAGAUGACGUCUCAAAGGAUGUCGCUGUCACUCUGGAUUUGAACCAAGAACGCAGGAGCAACGACGUCAGAUUGGUCGGUGUGAAGGAAGGAGUAGAGCAUUGGCGAACCAAGGAAGCCGAAUACCUAGAAAUUGCUCCUCUGAUACAUUUCUUCGUCAAAUUAUCUCCAACAUUGAAGCGGUAAAGAUGUUUCAAGCCGGAAGCCUUUUGUCGAGUCACGUGAGGGAAUGGACCAAGGUUUGGAGUCGAGGCAGAAUCGACGUGCAAGGGGACACAAGCGUUGCAAAACUUACCUACGCCAGCUUUUAUUAUAUCUUUAGUUCUCUCCCCUUUUAUGGCGGAGAAACUAAGUGGCCCUUUGUGGGCCUCUCUCCUGGCGGACUGGCGCAUGGAGAACAUACGAAGGAUUACAACGGUCACGUGUUUUGGGACCAGGACACCUGGAUGUUCCCUGCAAUAACCGUCUUGCAUUCCGACCUGGGACGUGUGAUCACGGGAACGAGAGCCAGAACGCUCCGCUCCGCGAAGCUCUUCGCCGCCAGGACAGGGUACGAUGGCAUACGGUACCCUUGGGAGUCUGCCUAUACAGGUCUUGAGACAUGUCCCGCCGAGCCGUACAGCAAGUACGAAAUCCACAUCAACGGUGACGUCAGCAUGAUGAUGCGUCAGUACUGGCAGCUGACCAACGACCUGGACUUCUUGGUCAACGGGUCUGGAGCGGAGAUUGUCCAGGGGACGGCCAGAUUCUGGGUGUCCAGGACUACAUACAACUAUACGGACAAUUCUUUCAGGAUUCUGGAUGUGAUGCCACCAGAUGAGUACCAUUUCCCUGUGAACAACUCGGCCUAUACCAACAAUAUUGCAGCGAUCAACCUGAAGUUUGCGAAUCAGAUUAACGAAAUCUUAGGGCAGCCCCGUAAUUUCACAUGGGAGGCGGUUGCCCGAAGAAUGUACCGGCCUUACAACCCUGUCCUUGACUUCCACCCGGAGUUCGAUGGUUACCGGUUAACGGAUGUGACGAAACAAGCAGACGUUGUUCUGCUCAACUUCCCGCUCAUGGUGGACAUGAAACCAAGUACAGCUAAGAAUGAUCUGAUCAUAUACGAAAAGUCCACCCCAAAGAGGGUAGGGCCCGCCAUGACGUGGGGCGCCUUCCUCCUGGGCUGGCUACAAUUGGGGAAUAAGACCAAAGCCGCUGAACUGUUUUCCAGAUCCAUAAAAAAUGCACAACAACCUUUUCUGGUGUGGACAGAGGAAUCCAGCGGAGUCGGUGCAGUGAAUUUCCUGACUGGCAUGGGUGGUUACCUCCAGUCUCUUGUCUUCGGAUACGGAGGCUGCAGAAUCCACGACGACCACUUAACCUUUGACCCAAAGACUAUCCCGAACACCUCUGGGGUCACUUUUGUCGGUCUAGACUACAGGGCCUGCAGCUUUGACGUCAGUUACAACAACAGUCACGUGACAUUAAUUUUGACGAAAGGAGACAGAUCUUCUGAAACUCUCGAUGUAAAAUUUCAAGAAUGGGGAACUUGGGAAACGCUUCGAGUUGGCGUAAAUGUUACGGAAAAGAGACAACAGUUUGAAAUUCGGAAGUCUCAGCGUUGAUAAGAGAUGGGUUCAUGAUAUUGACACCUUGCCAGUAUUCGUUCAUUUAUCUGGAAGGGUUAAUGAACUAUUAAUGAUAAUAUAGACAAAAUUCCAAUCCAGUAUUAUCUGCAAGGCAUAGCUUUAAAUUACCACCCAUUCCCCCUUUGUUGUGCCAUUUGUUUUGCAGGAGCAUUUAAAACAAAGUGCACACUGCAAUUACAAGUUUUGUCAAAUCUCCCUCUAGUGACCUCCAGUCGAUAUAUCUGGUUAGCCAGGUAUUUCAUUCGUGGGCGGGCAGAUGCAAGCUACUAUUAUGGCACAAUUUGAUCAAAUUCUUCAAAAGCCAUGGGUUCUUUUUCAGGUCACGCAUCUUAUGCGUCUGAUACGUCCGAUGAAAUCAGCCAAUCAGAAAGCUAUGCAUUGUGGUGUCAGAUCUUCUGUUUGCGCCUGGAAUACGAUAUAAGCCCCUAAUGAACUUGUGGGUCAAAUUUGAUGAAGCUAAUUAGAGGCCCACUUGUUAUAGUGUGCACCAGCCCAAUCCGAUUCAAUUUUAUCGGGUCCAUUUGACCAAUGGACACCCGUUACUAAAACCAAUCCCGCCCCCUCCCAAUUGUGCCAUUUUACUUUGCAUUUAUUAAGGUAUGCAUUUUAAAUAAUUUUGAUAACCCGAAAUAUUGCUGUGUACGGAGAUAACGAGUAACAUAGUUACAUUUAUUUUAGUUUACAUUUUCUACAGUUCUUAACACCGUCAUAAUAUUAUCCGGUCAAGCGAAAUGUGCCAUUUAAAAUUGAAAUCUUACGCUCCUUUAUAAUAUCAAAAUUGUGUUGAAGGAGGCAUAAACAUUUUUACAAUCAUGGUGAGAUCUAGCCAUAGACUACAACUAAAAGACACCCUCUCUCACCUUCUUCAUUAAGGGCGCCGAAGGAAGUUUACUUACUCCUUCAGAAAUAUGUUUUAGUUUAUAAUACUUUUAGUAUAACUUAUUAUUUGAACGGUUGUGCAUUUUUUUCAUUUAUUAUUCACAAUGUUUAAUUUGUCUUGUCGCACAAUGUUGUUAAUUUUCUUGUUGUUGUACUUUUAAUGAGAUUAUUUUAAAGGCUUCUAUUUGUUUGGGCCAAGUUUUUAUUUGAAUUACUGUGUGAUACCAAAUAAAAACAAAGAUCUAAUAUUUUAUUAAACAUGG
Messenger RNA from Aplysia californica (California sea hare), 6116 nucleotides. RefSeq lists its product as uncharacterized. NCBI's taxonomy places the organism in Eukaryota, Metazoa, Mollusca, Gastropoda, Aplysiida, Aplysiidae. Gene Ontology annotation, biological process: carbohydrate metabolic process. Gene Ontology annotation, molecular function: catalytic activity. The record is from RefSeq and is a predicted model, not a curated record.